AUGUCCUUUAAAAUUUCAAAUACCCAAUGUCAAUGUUCAGAUGAUAACUCAUGCGGCUGUUGCCCCAAUACUGUCUCCUCUAGUGGUUGCAGGUGCAGUUCCAAAGUUCAAUGUCAAUGCAGCCACGAAGAUUCUACCAAAGCUAAGGACUGUGAUUGCAGUCUAUGUACGUGUGCUACGAAUGUCCAAUGUCAAUGUCCAGACAGUACCUCAUGCAACUGCUGUACCAAGACUGCCUCCUCUGGUGGUUGCAAGUGUAUUGCCAAUAUUCAAUGCCGAUGCGGCCAUCAUGACUCUACCAAAGGUAAGAAGUGUAAAUGCAAAGAAUGUAAGUGUACCGUGAAUAUCCAAUGUCAAUGUCCAGAUUGUAAGUCUUCUUCAUGCUGCUGUUGUGAUAAGACUUCCUCCUCUGGUGGUUGCAAUUGCAGUUCCAGUGUUCAAUGUCAAUGUCAAGGCGAUACCUCCUGCAAUUGCUGUAACAAGUCCAUCUCCUCUGGUGAUUGCAAGUGUAAUAUCAAUGUUCAAUGCCAAUGCAGCCACCAAACCUCUACUACACCUAAGAACUGUGAAUGCGGUCCAUGUAAAUGUACCGCGAACGUUCAAGGUCAAUGUCCCGACGACAACUCAUGCAAUUGCUGUGACAAGCCCGUCUCCUCGGAUCACUGUAGGUGCAGUUCCAAUGUUCAUUGUCAAUGUUGA
Naumovozyma dairenensis CBS 421 is the source of this 699-nucleotide messenger RNA. RefSeq lists its product as uncharacterized. The record is from RefSeq and is a predicted model, not a curated record. The coding region runs from base 1 to 699 and encodes 232 amino acids. NCBI's taxonomy places the organism in Eukaryota, Fungi, Ascomycota, Saccharomycetes, Saccharomycetales, Saccharomycetaceae. The transcript has a single exon.